This is a messenger RNA of Phycomyces blakesleeanus NRRL 1555(-), 813 nucleotides long. RefSeq lists its product as hypothetical. Gene Ontology annotation, molecular function: DNA binding. The coding region runs from base 1 to 813 and encodes 270 amino acids. NCBI's taxonomy places the organism in Eukaryota, Fungi, Mucoromycota, Mucoromycetes, Mucorales, Phycomycetaceae. The record is from RefSeq and is a predicted model, not a curated record. The transcript is spliced from 4 exons.
AUGAACGGCCAAAACAACAACAGUACCAAUGCUAUGGUCAACAACAUAAGUCUUCAGAGAAUGAUGGAUAACAGAUCAGCAAUGCACACUAGAAGCCAAUUAGUUUUAGCUCAAAAUAUGGAGCUUUGCCCUAAGAAUACUUCAAAAGCAUAUGCUGCCAAGCAAGAAGAAUGGAGAAGAGGGUGUAAAUUGAAGAGGGCAGAAGACGGCUCCCCCAUACCAUUAGGCCGGGAGUCUAUCUUAGCUUAUGUUAAAGCAGUUUCAGAUAUAUGUAGCAAGAAAAAAGCUCUUGGGUGGAACCCUAAUGGUGUAGCUAGAGGAUCUCUUGUUCGUGCUUUCUUGGAUACUUCGAGUAAGAAACGUUCACAAGCUGUUAGAACAAAUUUUGAAGACCGUAGAAAAAAUACGCUCAAUGAUGGAUACACAAGGCAGAAACUGGAGAAGAUCAGCCAUUACUUUCUCAACAAAAGCAACAUUCGUGGAUGCAGAGAUAGACUAUGCUUUCUAAUUAGCCAUUCGAUGCUUUUUCGUAGUCAAACCGGAGUAACUGAGUGCAUCGCCCUAGUUGCAACAAUCACAUUUGGCAAGACCAAUCAGCACGGAAAGAUUGAAUAUGGUUCCUCUGCCCACCACUUUCAAGUCGAUGUUUGCUCUGCUUACGAGGAUCGAUUCACGCCAAUCCAGUACAAAGCCCAGCACAAGACAUUUGCCAAGGAUUUCAAAGCUGUUGGACUUCACACUUCCAAGGUUACGCAAGGGAACUGCAAGAGUGCACUGAACACAAUUGUGCAGGAGAACAUUUCUGGUGACUAA